Molecule: messenger RNA, 6215 nt
Organism: Gasterosteus aculeatus aculeatus (three-spined stickleback)
Lineage: Eukaryota; Metazoa; Chordata; Actinopteri; Perciformes; Gasterosteidae
Source: RefSeq, a predicted model, not a curated record
CCGGGACGCACAUCUGUCUGCACAUUUUGGGAGGAGGUGCACGCGCUGCAGCAGCUCUUUGGCGUCGUCGCGGGUACCCUUCACCGGCGCGAGGGAUCACGCGCUCUCUCCGAGAUCAGCCGCUGGGAGGUUUGGUUUGUCCGGAGGUCCCUGAAGGCGUCGCAGAGGGUCCGGUGGAUUUACUUUGUGUGCCUGUUGUCAGGAUCCGGAUCGGAGUCCUCAAUGAAGCAACAGAUCAUGGCGGAGGGUCCCCGUUGCAAGAGAAGGAAGCAGGCCAACCCCCGGAGGAAGAACGCAGUGGUGAACUUUGAGAAUGUGGUGGAGACGAGUUGGGAGACGGGGGAGGACGGCCUGGUUAGCGGAGAAGAAGGGGGAGAGAAUAAAGAAGCUGAUGUUCUCCCUUUGGAGUCGUCAGCCGACGCCCUGCUGUCCUACCAGGACCAGGAAGAGGAGGAGCAGGAGGAGGGGCCUCAGGACCUCCAUCACACCUGGAGGCUGAGGAACACCUCCCACCUGAAAGGCUGCGAGGACAGGAAAGAUGAAUAUGAAGCUGUCGGUCCAGAAGGAAACGGAACAGGGAAGCGGCUGAAGGGCGUCUUCGUCCUGGACGAGUACUUUCUGAAUGGUGAACACGGCGAUGGUCACCCUGCGACCAUCGCCGAGUAUCUGCAGCGCAGCGACACUGCCAUCAUUUACCCAGAAGCCCCGGAGGAGGUGAUGCGGCUGGGAACCCCCGAAGCCAUCGGCCAGGAAGAGAGCGAGCACGCUGCAGAUCUGCUGUCCGGCUCACCUGACGACUUUUCCCAGCUGCUCACCUGUCCGUACUGUGAACGCGGCUACAAGCGGCUCUCCUCCCUGAAGGAACACAUCAAGUACCGGCAUGAGAGGAGCGAGGAGAGCUUCUCCUGCCUGCUGUGCCCCGACUCCUUUGGCCUCCGCUCGCAGCUGGAGCGUCACAUGACCACGCACGGACCCGCCAGAGACCAGUCGCAGGUCAGCGACACCGCUGGAAACCGCAAAUUCAAAUGCAGCGAGUGUGGAAAAGCUUUCAAGUACAAACACCACCUGAAGGAGCAUCUGCGUAUUCACAGCGGUGAGAAGCCUUACGAGUGCUCGAACUGUAAAAAGCGGUUCUCCCACUCCGGCUCCUACAGCUCACACAUCAGCAGCAAGAAAUGCAUCAGCUUGGUCGCUGUAAACGGACGACUGCGCAACAGGAACAAACCCGGUUCGUCCCCUAAUUCAACAACCUCGUCGCCAGGAAGCCCCGCCUUCGCACAGCUCCGCCAGAAACUGGAAAAUGGGCACCUGCUUAGCCCUCCAGAACAACAGGGUCAACUGGACAUCAAAGCUGAGCCGAUGGACUUCAGCGAGUAUCGGCUGCUGAUGGCUGCUCAGCACGGGUUUGGGGGAUCAGGGAUCUACCUGAGCAGUCGUGGGGGAAGCCCCAUGGGCAUCCACAGCUCCUCCCAGAGCCCCCUUCAACACCUCGGAGGCCUGGGGCUGGAGCUUCCCUUGCUGGGUUUAUCGGGGUCCUUUGCGAACAACCUUAGUGAGGUGCAGAAGGUGCUUCAGAUUGUGGACAACACAGCGUGCAGGCAGAAGGUGGAUGGGAACCCGGAGGAGAUCUCCAAGCUCAGGGCCUACAUGAAGGAGUUGGGGGCCCAGAUGGAGGAGCAGAGGCUGGUCCAGGCUGGUUUUCAGGCUGUGGGCAACGGCAGCCCUACAAAGAGCAUUAUCGACUACACGCUUGAGAAGGUUAACGAGGCCAAGAAUCUGAUCGACGACUCCAAGAGGCAGGCGGACAUCAAAAAGGAGAGGUCAAACCACUCCACUGAUCUCAGAGGGGAGGAGAAAUCUCACAAUGACCAAAACCAGUUCCUCCCCUUCUCCUGCCAGUACUGCAUGGAGACCUUUGCAGGUCCAAUCCCUCUGCAUCAGCAUGAGCGCUACCUGUGCAAAAUGAACGAGGAGAUCAAAGCGGUCCUGCAGCCAACAAACGGCAAGGGGGCGGUGCCCAGCGAGCGGUGCUCUAAUGAGCGGGCCACCAGCCCCCUCAACCCUUUCAAGGAACACGUGUCGGUGCUCAAGGCCUACUCUACCAUAAACACUGACCCCAACUCAGAGGAAUUGCUCAAGAUCUCAAUUGCGGUCGGCCUUCCUCAGGAGUUUGUCAAGGAGUGGUUUGUCCAGUGGAAGAGCCGGAACCACCACGGAGCUAGUCUGAGGAAGAAGUCGCCUCCUCCACUCAGCAGCGGCUUGUUUGUUAACCACAGCUUGAGCCGGACAUCAAAGACCAUUCAGACCGUAGAUUCACACCAAGGAUUCGCUAACGGCGACGCUUCCCACAGACUUACAAAGGCCAUCAAGUUGACAGGCAACCGGCAGACAACAGCCGACAAACCACUAAACCCCUUAGACCACUUGAGGAGCAACACUCCUUCACCCCUCAACCUUUCCUCUGCUUCCUCCAAGAACUCUCAGAGCAGCUGUUACACUCCCAACAGCCUAGCUUCUGAGGAGGCACACAAGGAUUCACCACUGGAUCUGUCGCUUCCCAAACACAUGGCCCAGAAGCUAAUGGCUGUACGGGAGAAGCACCAUAGGCCAAACGGUUUCAACAUAGAGCGCGGUGGCAAGGUGCUCGGACGGGAACAGGUCUCCAGGCCAAUGGAUUUGAUCAACAUCAAGAACUCCGAUGGUGGAGGAAACUCCAUCCACCACAUGGAGAAGAGCACCAGUCCCAUCUUUGGGAUCAAUCCCUUUUCUGGCGGUCACGUCUACACCUCUCUGCCACCUCACGGGGCCUUUCCUCCUCCCACCUUCAUGUCUGCUCCCCGGGCCUCCAUCGCGGGCCUCAGGUCCUACCCUGGCCUGGACCCAAUCAGCUUCCUGCCCCACAUGGCCUACACCUACGCCAACGAGGCUGCCACAUGCGUUGAAAUGCAGCAGAAGAGAAAGUACCAGCGGAAACAAGGUUUCCAGGGUGAGCUGCUGGAUGCCACAGUGGACUAUCUGUCGGGCCUGGACGACCUCACAGACAGCGAAUCGCUGCUGUGCAGGAAGAAGAUGAAGAAGACUGAAAGUGGUAUGUACGCGUGUGACUUGUGCGACAAAACAUUCCAGAAGACCAGUUCCCUCCUAAGACACAAAUAUGAGCACACAGGGAAGCGUCCUCACCAGUGUCAGAUCUGUAAGAAGGCCUUCAAGCACAAGCACCACCUCAUUGAGCAUUCGCGCCUGCACUCCGGAGAGAAACCCUACCAGUGUGACAAGUGCGGCAAGCGCUUCUCCCAUUCGGGCUCGUACUCGCAGCACAUGAACCACCGCUACUCGUACUGCAAGAGGGAGGCCGAGGAGCGUGAGGCAGCUGAGAGGGAGGCAAGGGACAAGGGAGGACAAGGAGGAGGUCUGGAGGAGGAGCCCACCGAGUUGCUGAUGAAGAGGACCUUCUUACAGGGGCUCGGCCCGCUGGGGUACUCUGAUCCUGAGGACCAGCAGGAGGACGGUGGGACGAUUCUGAGGGACGGCAGCGAGGACGGAGAACGGGAGGAGAGGGAAGACGAUAAGAUGUACGAGGAGGUGACAGACAGACGGGAGGCCGGUUUCACGGAAGAAGAGGAAGUGGAGGAAGAAGAACACAGUGGGAACCAGAUGGACUCAACGAGGGACAACGAGAGCGAAGACAGGAUACAGCUGAUGGAGCAGAGCUCACAAAAAGGGAAGACAGACAGAAAGCCACACCAGGAGGACUGAAGCAGAGACACAGACGCUCACCAACAAUCGGUUUGUCCUGUUUCUCAAAAACUGCUUUUAUUUGGAAGGGCCGAAGACAUGUUACUGAGGUUUAUUUAAAAAAAGCAUCACAAAGGUGUUUCAAUCCUGUUCCCUGUCAGGGCAGCACGUCCACAUCCGGCUGAGCAACCGACCUGUCGAAACAACGUCUUAUACAACGUGUCCAAACUUAACGAUGACUCCUACAAAAUGUCCAGAUAAUGUUUCCUACAACAUGUCCAAAUGUAACAAUGUCUCCUACAACGGGUCUAACCUUAAUAAUGGCUCCUACAAGGUGUCCAAACUUAACCAAUGUCACCUUGAAUGGGUUGAAACUUGUCCACUACAGGUCUAAACAUUGUAUUUUACAACAUGUACAACAGUAACAAUGUCUCCUGCAACGUGUCUCAACAAUGAAUCGUACAAAAUGUCCAGAUAAUUUUUCCUACAACAUGUCCAAAUUUAACAAUGUAUCUUUUCCAAUUUGUCCAAACCUUACAAUUUAUUUGAAUUUAAUUAAUUUUAUUUUAUAUAGUCCAAAAUUGUAAGUUCCAAAUUUUGCCUUAUAUGGCUUUACAGUCUGUAUACAUGCGACAUCCCCUGUCCUGAAACCUUUACACUCUCUUUACACCCUAACCCAAAGAAAUGAAACCUUAAGGAGAACAUCAUUCUGUCCAUCUUUCUCCUGGGAUGAACAUAAUGCAAUGGAUGCCAUGUGUACAUAAUGUCUCCUACAAUGUGUCCAAACAUCUUCUAUACAAGCUGAACCCUAAAAGCAUAUUUCUACCAUUAGCCUGCUUGCUAAUUACAGCCUGCUUGCGAAUUACAGCUACUUAGCUAAUACUAACAUUUAUUAGCAGCACAACUGAAUUUAGUCUCAACUAAAGAUGGAAAAUCCUGUAAAACACAUUUAUAUUUCCCACUGCUAGUUUUGAGUGAGAUGGUCAGAUGCUAAACAUGCUGCUAACUGUGCGAGCAUGUGCCUGGCAAACAAGUCAGCGGUUAGCUCUCCAGCUACAGUGGUUGAUCAACUACCCAUAUGAUUAGGGAAGAAAAACGCACAUAAAUGAUGACGCUGCUUCUUUAAAAGGUUUUUAUAAGAUAUACAUCUCAUUACAAAAAUGUCAAAUGUGAAACAACUUUGAUUCCUAUUAAUUUACACAUUAAGGUUGUUAGUCAAAUAACAAAGAAACUGAUAAAUAUAAAACAUCAAGUUCACCUUCAAAUGAUCUGUGUUCAGUCCUCGACCGAAGACGGAGCAUGACGCCAUGCUGGUGGAAUUGUUUAAAAAGCCACAUUAUGCAAAAAUAAAAGAAUAAGUAAUUAUUGAAGAUGAAUUACUGUUGAAGCUGUUUUUAAUGUACAGUAUUUUAAACGCCUAAACGCUGUGUGGUGCUAUAAUGUCCUUAACUUCCUGUGUCUCGUUGUGUUUGAAACCCUGCAUCAGGAAAAUUGCACUUCUCAAAUCCUCUAAUCACUACAACGAAAAAAAGGAAUUAAAAAAAUAUGGGAAAAAGCCUUGAACACGCGACCACGUCCUGUCAGUGUUAUUGUUGUACUUUGUGUCUUUUACUUUGACAUUUUUUAUUUUGAACCGGUUCCUAAAGAUUUCUUUUGGUAUUUGUGAAGGAACAAUUGAACCUAGGAUUUUCAAAAUAAAAUGUUGCUAUAAGUCUUAAAAAUAAUAGGAAGGAGCUUAUUGUAAUGAAGAUAAAAAAGGACGGAGCCUUUGUGUGUUGACUUGUUUCUCCAGAAAGCCUUAUAUUCAAACCUUUUCACCUGUCAUUCUGCAAAGUGCCAUCCCUCUCUUCAGUGUUAACGCCCCUACGGCACGCUCUCAUUUGCCAGUGUUGGCGUAGGUAGACCGCAGGUUGCUAGUUUACAUAUGUUUGUGCAAUUUUCUCUACUUGUUUGUUCCUCAGUAUUUUUUGUUUUUGUUGAAUUUUCCAACAUAAAUUUCCUUUCUGAGAUUCUUAUUUGAGAAUUUACCAUUUUAUUUAUGUGGGUCAUUUUAUAAUUCCUAAUUGUAUUUAUUCCAUACUGUAGUGUACAGUAUUAGUUCCUCACAAAUAGAUAUAUUUUAAUAAACAAUAUUCUAUCAUUGACUAUUGGAGCAAAAAAAUGAGUAGAGCGUUUAUGCUGUUUAGAACAUUUCAAUUAUUUUGUUCUGUCUUACUUUUUGUCUUUUGCUUGUUUUUCUUUGAAACUACUGGACAUUCUAAAUUUGGAGAAUUUGGUGAACUUUUGAUACAAUGAUUAUUGUGUAAACACUGUAUUUCUGAGAGUUAAAUCCACAUUAUUCAUCCCACUAAGAAGGACGAAUGACGAUGACGAUAAUGUCUUAAGUAUUAUUAUUGAAUUUUUAAUUUCUUUGGAAAUGAUCAUGCUCGAAUAAAUGUAGCCAAAUUAAAUUGUAAUAAAACCAUGUUAUUCUUCUUGUA